Penicillium paradoxum is the source of this 297-nucleotide messenger RNA. RefSeq names its product Carboxylesterase type B. Bases 1 to 297 code for a protein of 98 amino acids. The record is from RefSeq and is a predicted model, not a curated record. The transcript has a single exon. NCBI's taxonomy places the organism in Eukaryota, Fungi, Ascomycota, Eurotiomycetes, Eurotiales, Aspergillaceae.
AUGGACCACAUGAGAGUCAACAUCCUCAAUCUCACGCAUCGUGCCAACAUUAUCAACAGAGAAUAUGAUUACAUUAUUGGGGGCUUUGCAGCUCUCCCUGUCAUGAAAGAGGAUCAUCGUCAGCUUGAUUCUCUUGGUGCAUUUCGAGUGUCGCAUUACAACAAUCUUGGCCCCCAGAAUAACGGCACAUCGACCGUCCUAGUAUAUGAUCGCUUAAGCUAUGCAGAUGCCACCGCAGAAUUCGCCGCCAUUGGCGAGGCUCUCCAACCAUGGAAUUCAAAAGAUUCGAAUAGCUAA